AACAAACAUGGCGGCCAAAUUGUAAAUAGACCGUCAAUAUUUUUGAAAAAGAGUUGAAUUUAUUGUAAUAGCUUCAUAGAUUUUGCCAGAAAGAUGUCGGCCAAAGUUAAUCGGCUUCCGGAUUCUGAGCCUCCUAUGUACUUACAGAGGCCAUCAUCUGGAAAGUCUCAAGAUGUCACUCAUAUCCUUGCUAGUACAUUCCGGGAAUUAUUCACCCGCGAUUUUGUAGAACAGGAAAGAGUCAAGAAUUUGAAUAUAUCCCGCAGUACCGAUGAUGAAUACCAUGAGAGAUAUGUUGAACAACUUAGAAAGGUGCAAGCCGAGCGGGAACGAAGAAUGGCAGAGGCUGCUAUGUUAGAGCGCCACAUCAUGCAAGCACGGGCACGUGCCAUGUCAGCUGAUGAGAGAGACUUAAACAAAGCCGCAGAAGGACACAAUAUUUAUCAUAAUUUAGGAUUACCUCCAGUGGAGUCCAAUUAUAAGUAUUGUUUAGACAGUGAAAUGUUAAAGCAACAUCAUUUGAUUGUACCUGAAGAUUUCUCCACUGCUGAACCGCCUCUAGCACCGCCUCCCAGAGCCUCAUCCAGACCACACUAUGCAAAAGAAACUGUGACUUCCACAAAACAUAUUGAAGGAAUUAAACCAGUUUUACCAAAGAUAGAAGAAGAUAGUAGGUCCAAGCCAGAAAAAACAAGCUUGGAUAACUGGAAAGAACACAUGCAUCCUGCAAAGAGAGAAAUUGACAGGACAGAUUUAGCCCUUUUACAUCACAGAUCAGAUUUUCUACGAAAUCCCAGGCAUAGACCUCCAUCUGCACCAGAAGGUUCGAAAACUUUAAUAAAACCCAACACAAUCAAACAUAAACUUGGUGGAGCAAAGGCACAGGUCAUAGAAACAGCAAAAGUGAAGGAGCCAUCUGUUGUAUUCCUGGCGUCUCCUGAGACAGUGGUAUUUUCAAAUUAUCAAGUGGGUCAUGUUUAUGAAAUGACUUUGGAAUUGAAAAAUAUAUCAACAGCCAGUCGUCAGUUGCGUGUUAUACCACCGAAGUCACAGUAUUUUACAGUUGGUCUUGGAAAAUUCCCGGGAGAGCAAGGUAUUGUUGCACCUGGUAUGAGUGUCCAGUAUAAUAUACGCUUUGUACCAGAUUCACUCAUGGACUAUGAUGAUUUCAUAACUAUACAAACACAGUCAAGUACACCUUUAAAAGUCAAAUUACAAGGAAGAAGGCCACCACCACUGUUAACAUUACCAUCAGUGAUAGACUGUGGACACUGUCUUGUUGGUGGUGUCAAGAUUAGUCAAUUUAUUGUUAACAACUAUGGUGGUCAUGGCAGGUUUUGUAUCAUGCCAAGGCAAGAGUGGCCACAUUUCAGGGCACUAUCUAACGUUGUUGAUUUGCCGCCAUUCCACGUACGACCUGCCAUGUUUGAACUACCUGCAAACCAGGCAACUAUAAUAGAGGUUGUUUUCAAGCCGUCCUUCGUCAAAACGUUUACUCAGGAGAUCACUGUAAUAUGUGAUAACUGCCAAGUACAACAUUUCACUCUCAAAGGUGAAGCACAGCUUGCUAGUGUGGAGUUAUCCUUGGUAUCUGAUGGUGAACAGUUUUCAAUGCUUGGUGAACUAUGUGAUGCUACUGCUCAACAUCUUGUUAAGUUUGAUAAUCUCAAUCCUAUGACAUAUACCCAGAAGACAAUGGUUGUUAGAAAUAAAACGAACGUUGAGUUACCGUUCACAUGGCAAGUAUUCAAGCCACACAUUGAGAAUCCCUACCCAGGUGAAGAGGAUAUGAAUUCAGGUCUUAUUGUACGAUAUCCUAACUAUGAAAGUGUGUUCUAUAUAACACCAGAUAGUGGAUCAUUACCACCUGAUAAUACACAGGAAUUUACCAUCACGUUUGCUCCUAUGAAGGUUGGUGAUUACCACGAUACAGUCCACCUCAUACUGCAACAGAUACCUGAAAUACAACAAUUAGAAGAAAAACAAGAAGAAGACGAAGGAAAUGUGCAACAUUACAAAGAUGAAGGAUUUGAUGAUGAGAGACGCAGCACGUCUGAAAGUAUUAGCAGUAUGCAAAGUAGUAAACCCAAAACUCCAGAUGAGAUAGCUGUGCAGGAUAUGACUGGAUUGGAAAUUGAAAUCAAAGGUGCAUGUGAUCCAUUAGAUGUACAGGUUAAGCCAUAUGCUAUAGUUGUACCAGGGAAGUUAUUAGUUACAACCACAAUCAGAAGACAGUUUUUGAUGGAAAACCACAGUAUGUCAUCAGCAAAAUACAAGUGGUCAUCUCUGAGAGACUGCCAUAUUAUCGAAAUAGAACAUCCUGAGGGUGAGAUAGAUGGAGGAGAUACAUUUGAAAUGAACAUGAGUAUAUCUGGUGGAAAACCUGGUAAAAUAGAUCAUACGUUGAUAUGUCAAAUAGAACACCGAAUUGAACCGUUAACAUUGAGGAUACAGGCUGAUAUCAAGGGUCCUGAAGUUGUUGUAAGAACCCCAUCAUUAGAUUUUGGUCUUGUGAAGCAUGGAGAAAGUGCUACUCAUGAUAUUGUGAUUGAGAACACAUCACAGAUUGCAGCUAAAUGGAAGAUACAGGAAAGUAAUGAGUUCCUGUCAAAGGAUUCCCCAGAAAUACCAGCUGUUUCAAAUUUUGUCUUCACUCCUGCUGGUGGAGAACUGUCUGCUCUUGGAUCUGUCACUGUUAAGGUAUUAUUCCAGCCCACACUAUGCAAGCGAUACAACACCGUAUUUGAUAUUAUGAUUGAAGAAGGAGUCAACAGCUUUUUAUCUGCAUGUGCUGAAGUACAACAUCCACAAGCUUGUCUGCUUUCAUGUCAACUGAAUAUGCCUGAAGUAUAUGUUGGUGUGCCAGUGAGAAAUACUAUCAAACUACUGAAUCAAACAUUGUUACCAGCUCAAUAUAAAUGGGGAGAGCUUGAAGGUGAACAUGCACCACAUUGCGUUAUUGAACUGAACCCUAAUACUGGAUGUCUUGGAUCCAGAGAAGAACUCAGUAUAGAUGUCACUUUCACAGUAAAUCAACCGGGUGAAGUUAAUGAUUGUAGAAUUCCAUGUACAGUGGAAGGCAUGGAUAGACCCAUCUAUCUGGCUUUAUUCUGCGAUGUCAAGGGAUUAGUUGUAUUUUAUAAAACACCAAAGACUGAUUUUCAACCCAGGGAAGAGGUAACAGAUGAAACAUUGUCACUCAAUUUUGAAGAAGUGAACCUUGGUUGUAACGCAAAGAGAUAUGUACAUAUAACAAACACGACUGCUAUCGCUGCUUCUUUCAAUAUAGUAGUUGAUUAUUUUGUAGCUGGUAAACCACCAACACCACCAGAUAGGAAAGAUGCUGCAAGGUUAAGUGGUCAAAGAAGAGGAUUGUUAGGACGUACACCAAAUUUGGCUGAUCCAUUAAGCAAGACAAGUAGCAAAGCACAGGCAGAUUACACCAAAGCUGUGCUGAGAGAUGGUCGUGGUACAUCAUUUAUUAUUCAACCAGAGACAGGCAUACUCCCACCAUUUGGUGAACAAGUCAUUGAAGUGACUGCGUAUUCUGAUAUGUGGGGACAGUAUAGUGAUAUUCUGAUUUGUAAAGUUGAAGAUUUGGAUCCUGUAAUCAUUCCUAUUGAGAUGACAGUAGUUGGAUGCCCACUGAAUUUUCAAAUGAUGGCUGCAAUAGAGGAGCAAAUGCCAAUCAUCAGGUUUGGUACCCAUGUGUCUGGUGUACAGCCAGUUACCAGGACCAUGAGAGUCAAUAACACCAGUCCAUAUGAUAUACGCUUGGAUUGGCAGACAUAUAAUCUUGGUGAGGAAGAUAGUAAAUUAGUAGAUCUAUUGUACAAUAUUGGAGAUCCAUUCCCAUUGUUAGAUGAACAUGGGGAGGAGAUUGUACCAACAGAAGUCAUCGAUGAACCACCUCCAGUUGAACCACCGAGAGAUAAAUUCUAUGCGGAGACGCCAGACACUGAGUUGACAACACCAGGACAGCGUAGCUUAGCAACAACUCAUGCACAUGAGGAGGAGAAGAAACCAUGGAAACUUAUUACUAUUAAAAUGAGAGAACAUGAAGGUGUCAUGAGAACAGAACCAUAUGAUAUCCAGCCUAGACAAGUGGUGAUCCCAGCGAGAAGUCACAUCAGUGUUACUGCCAGUUAUACACCAUACACUAACUCAACCGUAGAAAGCGGUACAGAUUGUGUCGGCUAUGCAUUGGGUUUUAUGAGUCUUGACAAUGAUAGAGUGCAAAGUAUAAAAGGCUGUGUACAAAGACAACAAGCAUUAGAUGUGAUGCCAUUAAGAUUGGAUUUCACAGCGCACGUCAAGCCAGCAUUGCUUACUCUUGAGACUGUGGAUGAUGAUGGUAUGAUAUACAAUGCUGCAGUUAGUGAUCUGAUGCAAGGCACUCAACUUCAAAGUAACUACAUGAAAACAUGCAGCUGUAAACUUACUAAUAUGACAGAAACUCCACUGACAUUUAAACUUGUUACUCUACAACCAUUCGUCUUGGUCAAUCUGGAUCCACCUGAAAGCAAUUCGCUGUUCAGACAGAAAUCAUCCAUCAAAAAACAAGGCAUUAACGAAAGUCAAUUGUACACACUGCGUCCACAGUAUAAUCUACAGGUAUUGUGA
Messenger RNA from Saccoglossus kowalevskii, 4623 nucleotides. RefSeq names its product deleted in lung and esophageal cancer protein 1-like. Gene Ontology annotation, molecular function: tubulin binding. Lineage: Eukaryota; Metazoa; Hemichordata; Enteropneusta; Harrimaniidae. Gene Ontology annotation, cellular component: cilium; cytoplasm. Gene Ontology annotation, biological process: negative regulation of cell population proliferation. The record is from RefSeq and is a predicted model, not a curated record.